Emericellopsis atlantica is the source of this 2160-nucleotide messenger RNA. RefSeq names its product PLC-like phosphodiesterase. The record is from RefSeq and is a predicted model, not a curated record. The transcript is spliced from 3 exons. Gene Ontology annotation, molecular function: phosphatidylinositol-4,5-bisphosphate phospholipase C activity. Bases 1 to 2160 code for a protein of 719 amino acids. Lineage: Eukaryota; Fungi; Ascomycota; Sordariomycetes; Hypocreales; Bionectriaceae. Gene Ontology annotation, biological process: phosphatidylinositol-mediated signaling; lipid metabolic process.
AUGUCCAUCUUUGGCCACACCAGAGGCCCUUCGCGCGAUACCUUGGGCAACAUGGUCAAAUUCACCGCCUUCCCCUCCCCGAAGCCCGACGCGUGGAAGAAACCGACGUUAGCCAAGGACUUUUCGACUGUGAGCUCUUGCUUCAAGGACCCGACACGGACGGCGGAGAUGAGCACGGACAUGCAAAAGGUCCUUGACAACGUGUACGCGGAUCUCAAGGGCGACGAUGCGGAGCUGUCGAAGACCAAGUUCGAGGCGUUCUUGAGGAAUAUUCAAGGCGAGACCGCGGUGUCUGUCGAGCAAAGGGAAACCUUUGACAAGGGCGCCUUCAUCUACACCUGGACGACGCUCUACUCCCGCGCUGUACGAGCAUUGCCGCCCAAGGACCUCUCAAAGCCUCUGACCAACUACUUCAUCAACAGCAGCCACAACACCUACCUUGACGGACACCAAAUGGUGGGGUCUAAGAGCUCGCCUGAUGCGUACCGCAAUGUCCUGAAGAAUGGUUGUCGCUGCAUCGAGAUUGACGUCUGGAACGGCGACGCCGCCGUGAUACCCACGAGCUCGAGGCCCGAUAAGCUCGGCCAUCAGCGAGGGUUAUCCGGCAUCUCAGGCAGCUCCUUGCCAUUCGUCGCCAAUGCCUUCCACGACACCGUCAACGACACAUACAACCAUCUCAUUGGCGAGAAACCGAUCGGUCAUUCCCGCAGUGCGAGUUCGACCACUCAAGCGGUCAACCAGAGCGAGGACGUUUCACCAGGGACGAGUACUCUUUUCGCGCCCGACGCCAAGACCUCCAUGGACAAGCUUGACGUCCAGAGACCCUCCUCGUCGAGACCACCCAGAGGCGAGCCCAUUGUGACACACGGCUGGACGUUGACGGCGGCCUGUGGCUUCCGUGAGGUAUGCGCUGCUGUCAUGGACUCGGCCUUUGUCAACAACGACCUUCCCGUCCUCGUCAGCCUCGAAGUCCACGCCGACCACGACCAGCAAGAGAUCAUGGUCCAGAUCAUGAAAGAGGAAUGGGGCGAUGCGCUGAUCUCCGAGGCUUUGCCCGGCUGCGACCCCAAGUUUCGGCUCCCUCAGCUCGCGGACUUGCGCAACAAGAUUCUGGUCAAGGUCAAGAAGGCCCCCAGCAAGAUGGUGAAAUCCAACACAAUUGACGUCCCACCCACGUCCUCGGCCAUUGAUGACACCACGGACUCGGAAGACGAGAAACCUCGACCCAAGCUGAACAAAGCGUCCGCAUCAGACCCCACGGGCGAGGUCACCACCAGGCCAGAGGUCAAGGAGCCCGCCUUUCUCAUAUGCCAGUCUCUCGGCGACCUCGCCGUCUACACACGAAGCGAGAAGUUCUGCAGCUUCGACACCCCCGAGGCCAAGAAGCCACCCCACAUCUUCUCCAUCAGCGAGAACAAGAUCCUCGACCUCAACGAGAGGUAUCAUCGCGAAAUGUUCAAACACAACAAGGGCUUCUUUAUGCGUGCCUACCCGGCCGGUCGGCGCAUCGCCAGCACGAACCCCGACCCCUCGCUCUUCUGGCGCAAGGGUGUCCAGAUGGUCGCCAUGAAUUGGCAAUGCUUCGACGAGGGCAUGAUGCUCAACGAGGGCAUGUUCGCCAACGAGCAGGGCUGGGUGCUCAAGCCACCCGGCUACCGCAGCUCCGAUAAGGCGGUCGAAACGCAACACGAUGCCGCGCCCGGCAGCAUCCUGGACCUGACCGUCACUGUCUUUGGCGGCUUCAAUGUGCCCACCGACGCCGUCGACGACGGCAAUGGCCAUGGCAGUGGCAACGACCUACAUCCAGUGGUCAAAGCCGAGCUGCAUGUCGAAAAGGCCGAGGACGACGGACAACGAGGCCAGACGCAGGGCUGUACCUACAAGCAAAAGACCCAGCCCGGGAAAACCAGCCAUCCCGACUACGGCGUCAGCGGACAGAAUCUCCGCUUCCUGGGAGUACCCAAGGUUGUCCCGGAGCUCAGUUUCUUGAGACUGAAAAUCGAAGACGAUAGGCUCGUUGGCUCUUCCCUGCUCGCCUGGGCAUGCAUUCGGUUGGAUCGUCUCCGCCAGGGCUAUCGUUUCAUCCAGCUUAUGGAUACUCGUGGGCAUCCCGUUGAUGGCGGGAAACUGUUGGUCAGGAUUGUUAAGACCUUGCGAUGA